This is a messenger RNA of Xiphias gladius (swordfish), 3706 nucleotides long. Its product is annotated as MAGUK p55 subfamily member 7-like. Bases 327 to 2144 code for a protein of 605 amino acids. The transcript has 18 exons. The record is from RefSeq and is a predicted model, not a curated record. Gene Ontology annotation, biological process: protein localization to adherens junction. Gene Ontology annotation, cellular component: cell-cell junction; plasma membrane. Gene Ontology annotation, molecular function: protein binding. Lineage: Eukaryota; Metazoa; Chordata; Actinopteri; Istiophoriformes; Xiphiidae.
ACUUUCUGGAACAUAUUUAACGUUAGUUAGCUAAUUACUUACUGUUAGCUGAGUUAGCUUGAUUUACCAUCCUAGCAACAGCUGUUUGCUCUUGUUGACACUAUUUUUAAAAAAUAUAUUCUACAUAAUCUUCCCUAUAUACGAAGGGUUUACCAUUACCAUGUCAGUUAGCUAACGUUACGUUAACGUUGGUCGAUUUAGCUCCAAGAGAUAUCCGGGACCCGCAGCUAAUUGCAGCCAAACUGUUAGCUGGUAGCACUAAUAGCUAAAGGCUACAAGGAGCCAUGAAUAACCAACCUAAAAAUUAGAAAACGAGCACAAGGAGGAUGCUGAGCCGAACUGAACACAGAGGCGUUUGCAGGCUGUUAUCAUCAGUGAUGUCUGGCACAGAGUCUCACACCGACAGAGAAGAGGACUACAGGUUCCUCCACAGCAUGUUGAUGGAGAAGAAGCUUCACCUGCUCUUCAAGAUCCACGAGCGGCUGAAGCGUUUUGAGAAGCGAAGCCCCAUCCCCGUCCAACAACACGCAGCAAGUCUGGCCUCAGAUUUGGUGGAGGAGCUGAAAUACCAAGGCUGGAGAGAUGAAGUCAAAGAACUGGUUUCCCUCUUUUCCAGACCCCACUUCAAGAGUCUCCUGUCUGUCCAUGAUGCUGUAGCUCAGAGAGACUUUGAGCCUACUAUGCCACCAGUACCUGAAGAUGUACUGGAGGAGGAUGAGGAUUCAGUCAAAAUUGUCAGUCUGGUCAAAACCAAAGAACCACUGGGGGCAACAAUUAAGAGGGAUAAAGCCACUGGGGCUAUUGUAGUGGCGCGGAUCAUGAGAGGAGGUGCAGCUGAUAAAAGCGGCCUGAUCCAUGAAGGAGAUGAGCUGAAAGAGGUGAAUGGAGUCUCACUGGAGCACAAGAAGCCAAAGGAAAUCCUUCCUCUUCUGGCUCGUUCUCAGCAUGACAUUACAUUCAAAAUCAUUCCUGCCUCCUCCAAGGAAGAAAUAUCUUCAAAUAGGAAGAAGUUGUUUGUACGGGCUCUUUUUGACUAUGAUCCAAACGAGGAUCCCGCUGUCCCAUGCAAGGAUGCAGCAGUUUCCUUUAAAAGGGGCGACGUCCUCCAGAUUGUCAGCAUGGAGGAUGACACCUGGUGGCAGGCCUGUCGCAUCAGAGACAGCAACAGACGGGCAAGGCUCAUCCCCUCACAGCAGCUACAUGAGAGGAGAGUUGCACUACAGCGACCCAAGGCCCUGUUCAAGCCUCGGGAAGUUAAACCACCAGUCAUAGACGAUGUAGACUACAGAGCUAUAACAGGGAUCCACAUUGCUGGUUUAAGAAGGAGCUUCCGACUUGGUAGAAAGAGCAGUUGGGCCAGAGAUGCAGCCCGGUCCAGGAGGUGGAGUGCAGGGGUACAUGGCUUACUUCGUCCCCCUACCUACAUAGUGGUGGUCCCCUAUCACAGAGACCCCAAGGACAAACACCGUCUGGUCGUUCUGGUUGGGCCCAGCGGCGUUGGCGUUAAUGAACUGAAGAGGAGGCUCCUGAUCUAUGACCCUGACCGCUAUGGUGUCGCUGUACCGCACACCACACGUGAGAAGAGAAGGCAGGAGAAUGAAGGGAUGGAUUAUCAUUUCAUAUCAACUCACAUGUUUGAAGAGGACAUUCUCAAUCAUAGGUUUAUAGAGUAUGGGAGAUACAGAGGUCAUUACUAUGGAACACGUCUAGACUCUGUGCAUAGAGUGAUGGCUGAGGGCAAGGUGUGCCUCCUGGAUGCACAUCCUAGUAAAAUAAAGAUUGUGUACACAUCUGAAUUCAAACCAUACGUGGUAUUUGUGAAACCACCGCGUAUCGAGGAGCUACGUCUCACCAGAAGGAGAGCUAAAUUCAUCUGUGAUGAACAAGACACACACCCAGUCAGGAUCUUUUCAGAGGAGGAUUUUGAGGACAUGAUUGACUUUGCUGAAACCAUGGAGAACCAGUACGGUCACUUGUUUGACAAAGUGAUUGUCAACGGAGAUAUCGCUGUAGCAUUCAGGGAGUUGAAGGCAGACCUGGAGAAGACUGAGGAGGCAGAAGUCCAGUGGAUUCCUGCAGAGUGGAUUUCGUCCUCACCAACAGCAGCACGGAGAAGUUGUGGUCAUUUGACCGGCUGGAUUUGAACUUUAAGCUCUUUAGACACACAAGAAAGUAUGAUUAGUGAAGUUUCUCCGGGUCAAAGAAUGCAUUUGUCUUAAUAAGGAUUUUUGAAAGAACUGUGCUUGGAUGAGGAAUAUGCUAACCAAAUGUCUUUUUCAUAGGACAUGGUAACAAAAGAACAAAAUUAAUUAGUUAGAAUUCAACACUUUGAACCUUGGACAUUGAAUUUUUGUCAUAUUUUAAAUAUUUUUCCAUUUUUUAACAAGUCCUGUGAUUACCACAGUUUUCCACAGUGUGUAUCUAGUUAGGCAAACAGAAUCCAUCUCUGUCUCGCUCACCCUCCGUCUGUCUCAGGGCCAGUUUUUCUGUUGGCAUUUGGCUGAAAUAACGUCGGCUUGCAGGGCGAAGAAGGGGAAAAAAAAGGAAAAGGAAACUCUCCAGAGUUUGUGGCUGAGUGUAAUCCUUCCCUGCCAAGUCGCAAACAUCAGCAUGUAAUUAUUCUGACAGCUGCUGCACUUCAAUUAACUGUAAUGUACACCAGAGAAAUAUUAUUAGUAGCAGUCAGGGAGACAUUUUGCCAAAAAUAUGCUUUACAAAAUAGGAACACAAAAAAGAUAACAGUCAAUUAAAAAGCUUAAACAAAGCAGAAUGAAAAUCUUUUUAAAGGAGUUUAAGUUGUAUAAUUGUGUAUAUAUUGUAUGUAUUUCACAGAUGAUGGCUACAAAAGUUGGUAACGGUUACAAUCACUUUAAUCAACAUUGUAGAAUCUUGGCUGUUGAAGACUUUUAAGGCUGGAAAUUGUGUGUUUUUAAGCACCCUACGCUAAAAAUCAACUUCAUUACAGAAUAUUAAUCAUGAAAAGGUCUUUUUUAUACAAAAACAUAUUGAGACAAAUGAAAAUAAUUGGCAGCGACGUACCAUUAGUGACACUCCAUUAACAAAUACUCAUAUUUGAGCAUCACAGCUUCCUGUCGGGUGAAGAUUCUACUGUUUUCCUUCACACAAGCUGUUUCAUCUAAUUCUUUUUAAUGGCUGCAUUCCUCUACAUUCAUGGUGUUUCCUUCCUCUUUUUGGUUGCUGUGCUCAGUUGGGUGUGAAGGCGUGUCAAUGGGUCUAUCAUGUUGUGUUUGGGAGGAAGAGGGAGCAGCAUGGUGCGGCGAGACGUCAAUGGCUUUCAAGGGACUUGGGCCUUCGGAGACAUACGGAGAUAUAGUUAUGACCGCACAGAGCUUACUGUAAAAGCAAACUGAAGCUUGACAUAGUGGAUUAGGCUGCAGGGACAAAGCACACCAUCAAUCUCAGGUAUUUAUUUUAAUUUGGUAGGCUUAUUGUCAGUGUCAAACACAACUGAGUACAUAAGAAAGACAGUGACAUGUCUCCUGGUCACCAAAACCUACAAACCAGGCUGUCACGACAGUCACACUUCUGCCAGGCCUGAAGUCCGACCUCAGCCAAAGCGUGGCAGUAUAAUUUCAUCACACCACUGAGAAUCUGCAGGCACCCUCUGAGAUCAUAACGAUGUCAUUAAAGACACCAAAGUGAUCCAAUAAAAACUCACCAUUUAAUUUUCACUGCAGCUCCUACU